Zymoseptoria tritici IPO323 is the source of this 2825-nucleotide messenger RNA. Its product is annotated as peroxisomal hydratase-dehydrogenase-epimerase. Lineage: Eukaryota; Fungi; Ascomycota; Dothideomycetes; Mycosphaerellales; Mycosphaerellaceae. The transcript is spliced from 5 exons. Gene Ontology annotation, molecular function: oxidoreductase activity. The coding region runs from base 99 to 2825 and encodes 908 amino acids. The record is from RefSeq and is a predicted model, not a curated record.
CCUCCUCCUCCUACACAUAUCAUCCUGCCUCUCUUGUCCCUCUGAGUGCAGCGAUUCUCCCCUCACACAGAGCACGCAUUCCUCUCACAUCCACAAACAUGGCUGGCGAACAGCUACGAUGGGACGGCCAGACCGUCGUCGUGACCGGUGCCGGUGGUGGUCUGGGACGAGCAUAUGCCAUCUUCUUCGGCAGCAGAGGUGCUAAUGUCGUCGUCAAUGAUCUCGGCGGCAGCUUCAAGGGCGAUGGCGGUGGCAGCACGACGAUGGCCGAGCAGGUCGUGCAGGAGAUCAAGAAGGCCGGUGGAAGCGCUGUUGCCAACUACGACGAUGUCGUGAACGGCGACCGCAUCAUCAAGACUGCUAUUGACUCCUUUGGCCGCAUCGAUGUCCUCAUCAACAACGCCGGAAUCCUACGAGACAUCAGCUUCAAGAACAUGAAAGAUCAGGAUUGGGAUUUGAUCAUGAAGGUGCACGUCGAGGGUGCAUACAAAUGCGCAAAGGCAGCGUGGCCAUACUUCCGCAAGCAAAAGUACGGGCGAGUGAUCAGCACGGCAUCGGCUGCCGGUCUGUUUGGAAGCUUCGGACAGACCAACUACUCGGCUGCGAAACUAGCGCUGGUCGGUUUCACCGAGACAUUGGCCAAGGAGGGUCUCAAAUACAACAUUCUCUGCAACACGAUUGCUCCGAUUGCGGCAUCGCGGAUGACUGCGACAGUCAUGCCGAAGGAGGUCUUGGACAACCUCAGGCCGGAUUGGGUUGUUCCCAUUGUGGCUGUCCUCACCCACAAGUCGAACACGACCGAGACUGGUGGUAUCUUCGAGGCAGGAGCUGGUCACGUUGCUAAGCUCCGCUGGGAGCGAUCAAAGGGUGCUCUCCUCCGUGCCGACGAUACCUUCACGCCAGGUGCUCUUCUCGCAAAGUGGAGCGACAUUGAAGACUUCACAGACCCACAGCACCCGACUGGUCCCAACGACUUCAUGGAGCUCCUCGAGCGCGCUCAGAAGCUUCCACCAAACCCUAAGGCUCAAGAAUUGGACUUCAAGGGCAAGGUCGCAGUGGUGACCGGUGGUGGAGCUGGUCUCGGACGUGCCUACUGCUUGACCUUGGCCAAGUAUGGCGCUACGGUCGUUGUGAACGAUCUGGCUGACCCACAGCCCGUGGUCGAGGAGAUCAAGAAGAUGGGCGGCAAGGCUGUUGGUGUCAAGUGCAGUGCCGAGGACGGCGAAAAGGUUGUUGCGGCUGCGAUUGACAACUUUGGCCGUAUUGAUAUCCUGAUCAACAACGCCGGAAUCCUCCGCGACAAGUCCUUCCACAAUAUGGAAGACAAGAUGUUCAAGCAAGUCAUGGACGUCCAUCUCCGCGGCACUUACAAGGCCACCAAAGCCGCAUGGCCCUACUUCCUCAAGCAGAAAUACGGUCGUGUCAUCAACACCACCUCCACCUCCGGUAUCUACGGUAACUUUGGCCAGGCCAACUACGCCGCAGCCAAGUGUGGCAUCCUUGGAUUCGGUCGUGCUCUCGCCCGUGAGGGCAAGAAGUACAACAUCUUCGUCAACACCAUCGCGCCCAAUGCCGGUACCGCCAUGACCGCCACGAUCAUGCCCGAGGAGAUGGUCCGCGCCUUCAAGCCCGACCACGUCGUCCCAGUCGUGUUGAUCAUGGCGUCCGACAAGAUGCCCGGCGAGCCUACAGGCCGUCUCUUCGAGUCUGGCUCCGGAUGGGCUGGUGAGACCAGAUGGCAGCGCAGUGGAGGUGCUCAGUUCCCGAUUGAUGUGGAGCUCACCCCUGAGACCGUCAAGACCGUGUGGGACCAGAAGAUUGCCAACUUUGACGACGGCAAGGCUGAUCACCCCGAUGACCCGAACGCGGGAACUGAGAAGAUCAUGGCCAACAUGUCCAACACCUCCAAGAGCGGUGGUGACUCGUCUUCUUCCGGCGGCGAGACCGACUACAACAAGGCGAUUGAGGAGGCGAAGAAGGCCAAGGCGGAAGGCACCGAGUUCACCUACGACGAGCGGGAUGUCAUCCUCUACAACCUCGGCCUCGGCUCCAAACGCACCGAACUAGACCUCGUCUUCGAAGGCGCCGACAACUUCCACGUCCUCCCCACCUUCGGCGUGAUUCCCCAAUUCUCCGCCCAAGCCCCCUACUCCCUCUCCGACAUUGUCCCAAACUUCUCCAUGAACAUGCUCCUCCACGGCGAACAAUACCUCGAAAUCCGCUCCUUCCCCAUCCCCACCGAAGCCACCCUCGUCGCCUCCCCGUACCUCGUCGAAGUCACCGACAAAGGCAAAGCCGCUUGCGUCGUCAGUGGUUCCAUCACCAAGGACAAGGCGACGGGUAAAGAAUUGUUCUACAACGAGUCGACGACCUUCAUCCGUGGAAGCGGCGGUUUCGGCGGCGCGAAGAACGGCAAAGACCGCGGCGCCGCGAGCCGAACCCACACGCCCCCGAAACGCAACCCGGAUAAAGUCGUCGAAACGCCCACCUCCCCCGACCUGGCGGCCAUCUACCGCUUAUCAGGUGACCGCAACCCUCUGCACAUCGACCCCGAGUUUGCGAAAGUGGGAGGUUUCAACGAACCCAUCUUGCACGGACUGUGCUCGUUCGGUAUCGCGGGUAAAGCGGUGCUGCAGACUUUCGGCCAGUACAAGAAUAUCAAGGUGCGAUUCGCGGGCACGGUGAUUCCCGGGCAGACGUUGCAGACGGAGAUGUGGAAGGAGGGGAAUUUGGUGGUGUUUCAGGUUAGGGUCAAGGAGACGGGGAAGUUGGCGAUUAGUGGGGCGGGGGCGGAGUUGGUUGAUGGGGGGAGGGCGAAGUUGUAG